GAGGGAGCAGCAGGAGGACCUGGAGCUGCUGAUGAACACCAUCUUCAAGGGCAUCUUCGUGCAUCGAUACCGGGAUGUGGCGCCCGAGAUCCGCGGGAUCUGCAUGGAGGAGCUCGGGGUGUGGGUGAGGAAACUCCCCAGCUCCUUCCUCUCUGGCAGCCACCUAAAGUACCUGGGAUGGACCCUGCACGACGAGCAUGGGGAGGUUCAGCUGCGCUGCGUGAGGGCCCUGCAGGGAAUUUAUGGAAACCCCUGGGGCCCCCCCGCUCAAGAGAGCCCAGAGCCUCAGUGAGAGCCGGAUUUGGGGGAAAAUGCGGGAAUUUGGGAAAAUCCAGAAUUUACUGGGGGCAAAAAUGGGAAUUUGGGGGAGAAAUCCUGAA
Molecule: messenger RNA, 380 nt
Organism: Melospiza melodia melodia
Lineage: Eukaryota; Metazoa; Chordata; Aves; Passeriformes; Passerellidae
Product: putative STAG3-like protein 2
Exons: 3
Coding region: 32-292 (86 amino acids)
Biological process (GO): sister chromatid cohesion
Cellular component (GO): chromatin; nucleus; cohesin complex
Molecular function (GO): chromatin binding
Source: RefSeq, a predicted model, not a curated record